CUCGCACCACACAAUUUGCUUGCACUCACCGAUCAGCCAUGGCCGGUUGCUUCGGAUGCUUCGCCUUCUUGCGGCCUCUACCAGGGCCGUUGGAUGGACCUCCGCCGCCGCCUUUGCGCCAAGUGGUGGAAGGCUUCACGCUCACCAACGAAGCGACCAGCAUGUGGCGGCCCCCGGCCAAAGUCGAGACUCCCAGCAGGGCGCCGAGAGGUGUGCCGGCGCCGAUUUCCGCGAUCCCCGAACCGACGCAGGAUCUCACCAUGGAGGUGCAGAGCAUCGACCUCCAGCGACUGUCCAAGGCCAUGGCCUGCAUUGAGCGCUACACCGGGCUCCGGGAGGCCGCCGGAACGGAGGAGAAUUGGGCCUCCUUUCCGGAGACUCCGAGCCCGAAGAAGCUUCUUCCAAAGGUGAAGGAAGCUUCCGACAAGACCAUGGACACGCCUUCGACGGUUUCUCCCAAGGGCACUGCUUCGCCUCUCGAGAAGCCUACGGAGGCGCCACGCAAAGCGGAAAAGGAGAUCCUGCCCGCUUCCAUGUUCGAGAAACUAUCCGCACAGCCCAUGGCUGUGCAGACCCCGAAGAAGCUUCUUCCAAAGGUGAAGGAAGCUUCCGAAAAGACCAUGGACACGCCUUCGACGGUUUCUCCCAAGGGCACUGCUUCGCCUCUCGAGAAGCCUACAGAGGCGCCACGCAAAACGGCAAAGGGGAUCCUGACCGCUGACAUGUUCGAAAAGUGGUCUGCUGAAAGGCUUCCGGCGGACUUCCUGGACUCUCGUACGGCCAGACGAAGGUGGGAUGCCUGGGCGGAGCAGGCGCUGGCGAAGGAAGCGGCACAGCCCGGCAGCGUUCUGGUCCCGCACCACUCCAAGGCCACAUGGAAAGAUUACGUCUGGGACUUGGACGUGGGCGACGACAUCGAGCUGGAAGGCAUUUGGAUUCCUGUCCGGCCUGGCGUCAAGUUGCAGAUCCUCCUUGGUGACUCUGCGCUGGGAUGCUUGGAGUACAAAGUCGGCCAGGACUUGGAUGCUGUGUGCCUGGGCUUCGUGAAGGCCAAAGGCCUCCGCGAGCUCUUCGCGCCGCUGGUGGCGCAGCACAUCCAGACGCUGAUCGCGAGCGGCACCACUGAAGCCGCUGUGGACGUGGUGGAGCUGUUGUGAGUGCA
Messenger RNA from Effrenium voratum, 1162 nucleotides. The record is from the annotation of a GenBank genome assembly. Lineage: Eukaryota; Dinophyceae; Suessiales; Symbiodiniaceae.